AUGCAGCGGGCGGCAGCGCGGGCGCUGCGCGGGGCGCGGAGCCCCCCGGUGCGGAUGCGCUCGGUGGCAGCGCGGAGCCCCCCGCGCGGGCUGGUGUAUGAGCGGCACGGGGAGCCCCCGGCCGUCCUGCAACUAAAGGACCUUGAAGUGGCUGAGCUGGGGGACUCUGAUGUCCAUGUCAAGAUGUUGGCAGCCCCCAUCAAUCCUGCUGACAUCAACAUGAUCCAAGGGUCCUAUGCCAUCCUGUCCCCGUUACCAGCCGUGGGAGGGAGCGAAGGUGUCGGGGAGGUGCUGGAGGUGGGGCGGCGAGUGGCAGCUCUGAGACCCGGCGACUGGGUCAUCCCGGCAGACAGCGGCCUCGGGACAUGGAGGACACGGGGGGUGUUCCCUGAGGAGCUGCUGCUGAAGGUGCCCCGGGACAUCCCGGUGCUGUGCGCCGCGACCCUGAGCGUCAACCCCUGCACAGCCUAUCGCAUGCUGGCUGACUUCCAGCCCCUGGCACCUGGUGACUCUGUCAUCCAGAACGGUGCCAACAGCGGCGUGGGUCAGGCUGUCAUCCAGAUCGCCAAAGCCUCUGGCAUCAAGACCAUCAAUGUGGUGAGGGACAGACCUGAUCUCCCAAAGCUGGUGGAGAGGCUGAUGGCCCUGGGUGCAGACCAUGUCAUCACAGAGGAGAUGCUGAGAAAGCCAGAGAUGAAAGAGAUAUUUAAGAGCAUCCCAAAGCCCCGGCUCGCCCUGAACUGCGUCGGAGGCAAAAGCACCACGGAGAUGCUGCGGCACCUGCAGCCCAAAGGGAUCAUGGUCACCUAUGGGGGGAUGGCAAAGCAGCCUGUGACAGUGCCUGUGAGUGCCUUCAUCUUCCGGGACGUCCAGCUCCGCGGGUUCUGGAUGACCCAGUGGAAGAGGGACCAUGCUCAGGACCAGCAGAGCCUGGCCAGCAUGAUUGACGCCCUGUGCCAGCUCAUCCGGAGGGGACAGCUUGCUGCACCAGCCUGCACCGAGGUCCCACUCCAGGACUACAAGGUGGCACUGGAGGCCAGCAUGAAGCCCUUCACAUCCUCCAAGCAGAUCCUCCUCUUCUGACCCACAGCUUGUGGGCAGCAGCAGGCUGAGCCCAGGGCUGCUCCACCACAGCCACGCUUUUCCUUGCAGGCGAGAGAUGCUCAGGGGAGGGGAAGAGACCCCUUGGAUCUAUUGGUCUUUCUUGGUUGCUUAACUUUUGGGUGCCCACUUGAAAGUUUUAAAAGCCUCUGCAGCUUUGGCUGGAUGGCAGCAUGUAGAGGUGCUUCUGGACAGUGGCUGCACUCUGGCUUUAGCUGGGAUGAGUUUGGGGUGCAAGAGGAAGCUCAGGGAGCCUGGAGUGGUCAACUCGCUUGGCUCAGGGUGACAAAAGAGCAGCAGUUCCCCCUCCCCCUCACAGUUUUUGGGGCUGGGGGAGGCUGUGCAGCUGCCUCCUGCCUGGCUUAGCAGCUGUCAGUGGUGUUCUGCUGUUUGCACUGUCCCUCCAGGUGCUUUUUGGCUGCUUUUGGGGGCAGGACAUGUGCAGGGCAAGAGGGAGGCUCUUUGCCAUACCUGGACUUGGAUUCAGCUCUGCUGCUGUUCCUGCUGCCACUACUGACUGUAAUGAGAACCUCCUGGAAAUCAAUAGCUAAUAAAGAUGUAUUUUUUUUAAGAUGCUGCCAUUAACUGUCCCUGUGCUCAGUGUCCUUGUGCCCCCUGAUUGAAGGGAACCUGCUUUAGCAGGGGGCUGGGCUGGAGCAGCUCUGCAGGGCCCUUCCAGCCCCCAGCACUCUGGGAUUCUGUGAAAAAAAAGCAAGAAAAGGCCUUAGUGAUCAUUAAGAGCACUAUUAAGCAUGACAUAAACCAGGAAAAUUAAUGCAAAGCUUUUAUUCCCCCUUGUUUAUUGGACUUGGCAAUAAAACCUAA
Messenger RNA from Colius striatus (speckled mousebird), 1926 nucleotides. It is a transcript of the gene MECR, whose product is annotated as mitochondrial trans-2-enoyl-CoA reductase. Gene Ontology annotation, biological process: fatty acid metabolic process. The record is from RefSeq and is a predicted model, not a curated record. The coding region runs from base 1 to 1083 and encodes 360 amino acids. Lineage: Eukaryota; Metazoa; Chordata; Aves; Coliiformes; Coliidae. The transcript has 10 exons. Gene Ontology annotation, molecular function: trans-2-enoyl-CoA reductase (NADPH) activity. Gene Ontology annotation, cellular component: mitochondrion.